This is a messenger RNA of Adineta steineri, 948 nucleotides long. The record is from the annotation of a GenBank genome assembly. NCBI's taxonomy places the organism in Eukaryota, Metazoa, Rotifera, Eurotatoria, Adinetida, Adinetidae.
AUGUCAAUGAAAAAAGAAGAUCAACUCAAAUUAGAUUCCAUCAAAAGGUUUUCAUUCACGGUUCUUCAUCUUGUUGAUAGUUUUAUUCCAACUACAGUAGUUGCACCUAUUGAACGUGUAAAAUUACUCCUUCAAUGCCAGAAUGAAAUGCUGAAACAAGGUACCAUUAUUCGACCAUACAACGGUGUUAUUGAUUGUAUCAUGCAAACUUUUAGAAAUGAAGGUACCUUGUCAUUCUGGUGUAGUAAUCUAACCGCUUGUAUUCUAUCGUUACCCAUUGAGGCUAUCAAAUUUGCCUUCAGAGAUAAACUUCUCGUAAUGUUUAAACAAAAUAAAAAUCACUCACAUAUGGUGAAUCUUGCUAAAAAUAUAGCAAUUGGUAGCACAGCUGGUGUAUUAUCAUUAUGUUUUGUUCACUCACUUGAUUAUGCUCGUACACGUUUGGCUAAUGAUGUUAUAAGUACAAAGAAGGGAGGUGGUGAACGUAAAUACAAGGGUCUUGUUGAUGUCUAUAAAAAAACAUUGGCGACCGAUGGUAUUGCCGGUCUUUAUCGUGGCUUUGUUAUUUCAUGUGUUGAGACGAGUAUUUAUUGUGGAUGCGUUUUUGGUUUUUAUGAUACAUUUAAACCAAUUUUAGUUGGUCCUAAUGAUAAUAUUACGCUUUUAUUUUCACUUUAUUUUGGUAUCAUAGUUACAUCUUACUUUAUUUCAUAUCCAGUUGAUACUAUUCGACGACGUAUGAUGAUGACAUCAGGUGAAGCAGUUAAAUAUAAAGGUUCAAUGAAUUGUAUGUUCCAAAUUUUACGAACUGAAGGUGUUAUGGCUUUCUAUAAAGGAGCUAGUAUCAAUAUUCUUCGAGGUCUGGCUAGUGCUAGUGUCAUACUUGCAUUAAAAAGAUUGGGACAAUCUCAUGCUGGCAUUAAAGCUGAUCCAAGUGCUAGUGAUUAA